Anopheles maculipalpis is the source of this 599-nucleotide messenger RNA. RefSeq lists its product as uncharacterized. Gene Ontology annotation, cellular component: nucleus. Gene Ontology annotation, molecular function: zinc ion binding. Bases 21 to 599 code for a protein of 192 amino acids. The record is from RefSeq and is a predicted model, not a curated record. The transcript has 2 exons. NCBI's taxonomy places the organism in Eukaryota, Metazoa, Arthropoda, Insecta, Diptera, Culicidae.
AAAAUUGUUCAACGGCAAUAAUGUCCCUACCAAAAGUCCCGAUUUGCCGCAUCUGCCUUUCGAACGAUGAGCUGCAGGUAUCCUUGUUUAGUGAAUACGCACAGCGACGGCUUUUGCUUACCAAGAUACGCGUCUGUUUGCCAAUAACCAUUACGCACGCCGAUACACUGCCGGUGACCAUCUGCAGCCAGUGUAUUAUUCGGCUAGAACAAUUCUACGAAUACUACUGCAAAUCGGAAACGUCGCAACGGAUUUUAACGAACGGAUCCGGCAAUUUGGGUGGAUGUUCACCUCCUCCCAAGACAAGACAUUUGGAAGGUUACCACCUGAACGCUUCACCGCCCGUGAACGGAAGUGCGUUCGAACAACGCACAACAAGAAAUAAUGUGUCCGAGUAUGUUGAGGAGCAUGGUUCGAUAACGAUCGGCAAUCGGCAGAUGGAUCCCAUCCUUACACAAUCGCCGAAAGUUACGAAUGAGAUACAAGCUCGUGCAUCGACGUCGCCGGCUCCAACGUUGAGCUUUUUAAUUCACGACUCGAAAGACAGGUGCAAACGAAAGCACGUGAAUCGCAAGAUGAAGAAAGCAAUACGAAGAUGA